Molecule: messenger RNA, 411 nt
Organism: Physella acuta
Lineage: Eukaryota; Metazoa; Mollusca; Gastropoda; Physidae
Product: C-type lectin lectoxin-Lio3-like
Source: RefSeq, a predicted model, not a curated record
UAGCUGAAGUCACAACACACCUCUUGUUCAAUGUGUCCGUCCAUAGCCGAGAUGUGUUGUGGACGUUUUUUUAAAUAAAAUUCUUUACCUCAAAUGUUUAUCAUGAACAUUAUUUCUUUGUUUUUGUUUGCGAGUUUUUUCAUACCUGCCUACUGUGUGUGUCCCUCGGGCUGGGUACAGAGGGGCCAAAGCUGCUACUACAUCUUCGAGGAGAAGCUGAACAGAUCUGAUGCUGGGAGUCUCUGUAUGAGGCACUCUUCUGUGCUGGUGUCUGUGGCUGACCAAAGUGAAUGGCUGUUCGUGUCCAGCUUGAUGCAAGCCGCCCACCUGAGCACGGACUGCUGGACUGGCCUGAUCAACACAAACGGCGUCUGGUUGUGGGAGGAUGGGUCCAAGUACACUGAGCUUUAG